This is a messenger RNA of Dictyostelium purpureum, 1572 nucleotides long. RefSeq lists its product as uncharacterized. The record is from RefSeq and is a predicted model, not a curated record. Gene Ontology annotation, cellular component: plasma membrane. Bases 1 to 1572 code for a protein of 523 amino acids. Gene Ontology annotation, molecular function: vitamin transmembrane transporter activity. Gene Ontology annotation, biological process: vitamin transport; transmembrane transport. NCBI's taxonomy places the organism in Eukaryota, Evosea, Eumycetozoa, Dictyosteliales, Dictyosteliaceae. The transcript is spliced from 3 exons.
AUGGAUGAAAAUAUAGGUUUAUUAUCGAAAUCAAAAUAUAAUAAUAAUAAUAAUAAUAAUAAUAAUAAUAAUAAUAAUAAUGACGAUAUAAAAAAUAAUCCUCAUUCAACUUAUUAUAUAGAUAGUUUAAUUAAUAAUAAUAUAGACAAUGACGAUGAUGAAGAUAAUAGUAUAGAUAAUAAUAUAAAUAAUAUAAUAAUAGUAAAUAAUCAACAAGAGGAAGAGGAAGGUGAUUUUAAAGAGAUAAACAAUGAAACGGAUAAUAGCAAUAAAAACAUAAAAAAAGGAUUUAUGAAUAAAGUUAAAGACCAUAUAGUAGACAUAAAACCAUUUUUAUUGUAUUGUUCAUUUUCAUUUUUAUUUUCAUUCGAUCCAUCCGAACCAUUUUUAGUUGAUUAUUUAACAAAUGUUUUACAUAUAAAUCAAAAUAUAGCAAUUAUUAUUAUUGGUAUGAUUGCAAAAGUUUUAACUUUGGGAGUAUUAUUGACAACAAAUAAUAUAGUUUGGAUGAUUUUAGAACAGAUUACAGAAGGAUUAGCAUAUGCUGCUUAUAUUGUAUUCCUUGCUUACAUUUAUUUCAGUUUAGAUACAAGUGACUAUCAAAAGAUGGCAUGUAGAGUAAAUGCAGGUUAUUUGGUUGGAGUAGUAUCAUCGGGAUUAUUGGGUCAGUUUUUAGUUCAACAAAGGAUAUCACUAGUAUUACUUCUAGUGAUUGCAUGUGUCACAAAUAUUUUAGCAUUGAUUUUAGCAUUAGGUUUCACAAAUUAUAAAGCCGAAAAAAGGUUUUCAUUUAAAGAGGUAUUUUAUGAUUUAAUAAGUACCUAUAAAAACACCGAUAUUCUAAGAUGGUAUAAUAAUAUUCAAAAUUUAAUAUUAGUUUUAUUUGGGUUUUUAGGAGGAGGGUUAUUGGUCAUUAUGGGUGUUGGUACAAAUACAGUUGUAAGCGCUCUCAGUUUUAUUAUUUAUAAUUGUUGCUUCGAGUUUAUGUCCCCAAUUGUAAAUGUUCAAAUUGCAAAAAAACUAUCGAGUAGAAUUGGUAUAUUAUUUUCAUUUAAUAUUAUGAUGGCACUAACAAUACAAGUACUGGUGCAAUUUGCAGUGGGUAAACAAUUUUUAAACCUAGAUAUCAAAACUCAAUUUUACUAUUAUGGCGCCUGUCUAUUUAUACUAUCCUUUGGUUUUGCAAUUUUAUUUUUAUUUUUAUUUUUAAAAUCAAAAUAUUAUAAUUUAAAAACAAAUAGUAAUAAUAACAAUUCAUUAAAUUUCAAUGAAAAACAUUCACUUAUAAAUAUCAAUAGUAAUAAUUUAAAUAUAAAUGAUAACGAUAAUAAUAAUAAUAGUAUUAAUGAAAAUAAUAAUGAUAAUAAUAAUGAUAAAAAUCCGGAUAAUAUUGAAUACUAUCAAUCUUUUAAUAGUGAUAAUAAUAAAUCAUAUUCAUAUAUUGAUUAUGAAAACCAUAUAAAUAAUAAUAAUAACAAUAAUAAUAAUAAUAAUAAUAACAAUAAUAAUAAUAAUAAUAAUAAUAAUAAUACAAAUAUUAAAAUUAAUAUUAAUAAAAUUUUUAAAGUUUAA